Messenger RNA from Diuraphis noxia (Russian wheat aphid), 582 nucleotides. RefSeq names its product general transcription factor II-I repeat domain-containing protein 2-like. NCBI's taxonomy places the organism in Eukaryota, Metazoa, Arthropoda, Insecta, Hemiptera, Aphididae. The record is from RefSeq and is a predicted model, not a curated record.
AUGUCCGCAAAAAAGCGUAAAAUUGAUGAUGAAAAUAGAACUUUUAAUACCUCAUGGGAGAAUGACUUUUUAUUUAUUAUUAACAAACAAAAAAAACCUCAAUGUCUAGUUUGUUUAAGCGUUAUUKCGGUCUUAAAAGAAUAUAAUUUAAAAAGACAUUACAUGACAAAUCAUUUGUCCAAAUAUGAAAAAUACAUUGGUGAUACAAGAGAGAGUGUUGUAAUUAAUCUCAAAAGAAAACUUCAAUCACAACAAAAUGUGAUGACAAAAGCAAAAACUUCACAACGAUCAAGUUUAUUGGCUUCAUAUAUAAUUUCUAACGAAAUAGCAAAAUCUAAAAAAUCGUUGAGUGAUGGUGAAUCAAUUAACGAAAACAAAAUUGCCAGUGAAUUUGAAAAAUUAUCACUUUCAAGACGUACAGUGACACGACGUAUAGCUGACACUGAUAGUGCCAUUCGUAAGACAUUGCAAACUAUUAUGACGGAUUGUGCAUAUUUUUCGAUUGCACUGGACGAAAGCACAGAUGUUUCAGAUGUAAGUCAACUUUUGAUGUUUGUUAGAGUUAUAUCUCCACAGUUUUAA